This is a messenger RNA of Xiphophorus hellerii (green swordtail), 4417 nucleotides long. RefSeq names its product PHD finger protein 12b (gene phf12b). Lineage: Eukaryota; Metazoa; Chordata; Actinopteri; Cyprinodontiformes; Poeciliidae. Gene Ontology annotation, biological process: negative regulation of transcription by RNA polymerase II. Bases 637 to 3675 code for a protein of 1012 amino acids. Gene Ontology annotation, molecular function: transcription corepressor activity; protein binding. The transcript has 15 exons. The record is from RefSeq and is a predicted model, not a curated record. Gene Ontology annotation, cellular component: nucleus; Sin3-type complex.
CGCGGUUGCGCCAACUGGAAGAGGAUGUUGCUAGCAGCCAGUGUAGAUGCACAGCCUUUUCACAACAAUAACAUUCACUAAAAAUUUGCAUCUCCACAUCCACGAACUGAGGAUUCCGCUUUGAGAACACAGCCGGAUUCGCUCUUUGGAUCACAACCUUAGCACGUCCACAUAUUUAUAGUUCUGUCUUCUUUUGACAAUGGGACUGGAUGGGUUUGCAGCUUUACUGGACUGUUUUUUGGCAGAAGCAGAAACAAGAAUCUUGGCUUGCCAGCUAGGCCGCAGAUGGAUUUUGUCGCCAUGAGCAAGAGUCGACUGGCGAUAAAAUAUUGGAUGUAUUCUCUAUGCGUUUAUAUUGUCGCCGCUGCUACGGAGCCGAUGCGUUUGUAGCACGAUUAUUUUCAAUUUUCGCAGUUUUUUGUUAAAGGCAACAACAGAAGCUAGCAAGCCCGCUAGCUUCUCAACCUUGACUGGCUGCCGUCUUGUUUCACUAGUUAGCUCCGUUGGCUAGCUAGCGAUCACUGGGCCACCAAAGCAGUUGGAUUUAAACUUUUUGUUGAGGAUCUACGUUCACUGUCUGGUACCACACUGGUACCGGUACCGCAGAUUUCGUGUGCGAGGUCUGCCUCUGGCUGAAUGUGGGACAAAAUGGAGACCCCGACAAUUGUGUACGAUCUGGAUACCUCUGGAGGCUUGAUGGAGCAAAUCCAAACUCUGUUGGCGCCUCCGAAGUCCGAGGAUGUGGAGAAGAGGAGUCGGAAGCUGGUAAGAGACGUUCGGAGGAGCGGCAGGGCCACCAACCACGACACCUGCGACAGCUGCCGGGAGGGGGGCGACCUGCUGUGCUGCGACCACUGUCCGGCUGCAUUUCACUUACAGUGCUGCAACCCACCGCUUAGUGAAGAAAUGCUUCCUCCUGGAGAAUGGAUGUGUCAUCGCUGUAACAUGAGAAAAAAGAAGCGUGAGCAGAAGUCUGAGCAGACUAAUGGCUUCCCAGACCGGUCCUCAACCAAGCGUUCCACUUCUCCUACGGGCGAGCUAGAGGUGGGCCCCGGCCCGCUGAGGCUCGAUGGCCUUCCGCCAGGGGCAGGCGCUGCGGGGCCCGGUCUGCGUGUGGCUCAGGUCCGCCUCCUGGACCGUAGGACCAGCAGCAGACCCAGCAGCCGUCCUGGGACCCCGACAUCCAACACGUCCUCCACCCCGACCCCAUCAGAGGAGCAGAACGAUGGAGAGGAGGAGGCAGCCGACCCUGAGGACGACGUGCAGGCGGUCGAACCCGACGAUGCGGCGCUGUCUGUGCCGGCACCUCGUCUUCUCAAGAGGCCCUUCCAGCUGCUCAUUGCAGCAGCCAUGGAGAGGAACCCCACACAGUUCCAGCUGCCCAGUGAGCUGACCUGCACCACGGCGCUGCCAGGCAGCAGUAAACGAAGGAGAAAAGAGGAGCUGCUGGGUAAACCAUUCAGGAGGCCUCAGCACGAACUGGACCCCAACGGCUUGGUCCCUCUGCCCGUCAAAGUCUGCUUUUCAUGCAACAGGAGUUGCAGGUUGGCCCCGCUGAUCCAAUGUGAUUACUGUCCACUUCUUUUCCACAUGGACUGCCUGGACCCUCCACUGACAGCUCUGCCUGCUGGCAAGUGGAUGUGUCCCAACCACGUUGAGCAUCUCGUGCUCAACCAGAGGAGCCUCAGCCUGUCCAGCCGCUGCCAGCUCUUUGACCAGUUCCAGGACAGGAUCUCCCAGCAUGCCGUCCGGUUGAACUUCCUCCGUAGAGUCCAUCGGCAGAAUGCUCCCAACCGCCGGACUUCUUACCAGCAGAACAAGAAAACCAUUAAGGUGCCAGAUGCAAUCAAGUCUCAGUACCAGAAUCCCCCCCCUAUGCUGCUUCCUGCUGGGGUGCAUCAGGUGGAGUUGGUUUGUAGCGGACUCCCCCACCAUCAGCCCGCAAAGCACCUGACCACAGAGCUGGAGCAGGAGGAGUGGCUGCAGGACAUCAUUGCUCUGCAGUGCAGCAUCAUGAGACACCUGUCCAUCAGCCAGAAGGUCCGCUCGGCCACGCCCACCGACCUCCCGCCAGAGUGCGAGAGGAAGAGAACAUGUGUUACAUCAGAGGAGAGGAAAAGUCAGGCGGCAGAAGGAAGAACUUCCCCUGAGCCGCGCUCUAAGCCCUGCGGCGUGCCUGAGCCCCCCCAGGAAGCCCAUAUAGCCAGGGACGCCUCAGCAGAGCUGGGGGAGUGUAAGUGCAGCAUGGCACCCUGCCCCAAAUGUAGGAAACCCAACGGACCCCUGGCAGAGCUCCACCCUCCCAAAGCCAACGGACCCCUAGACUGUAACAGUGCCUCGGACCCCUGCAGGCCGCCGGACCCGCAGCACAGAUUAAAGACUCACACAACCUCAUCGUCGGACUCGGCCGUCCCUUCAGGGCUAAUGAACCACAUAGGAACGGAAACGGUUAAAAAGGAUCCAGAGAGCACAACUGAAGCCUGUGCUCAGAACAACUGGCCCCCGGUUUGGCCCCAGAGCAGCCAGCAGAACCAUCGGAGCCAGAUGGAGCUCCAGGAGUUGUGUUUGAGUAGUGAUGAGAAGCCUCCCUUCCCCCUCCCAGGCGCACCGCCUAAAGGCAGCUAUAAGCAGACCUCCAGCAAGCAGGGGCCCGACUCAGCGAUUCCAGAUGUAAAGGCUGGUCCCGGCCUGAUGGACUGCCUCCUGCCCAGUGCCCUGUCCUCCAUCAACACCCUUUCCUCUUGCAGAAACAGUGCCAGGGACGUUGGAGGCAUCGAGCUGGACAAGUUGGAUGAAGAAACAAUCCGGUUCCUGGCUUACCAAAGGAUCCAGCAGCUCUUCCCUCCCAAAGCCCUCGGCAGUCCGCCGCUCCUCGCCCCGGGCGUUUCCUCAGACCUCCCUCCACCGCACCAUGACAGUCAGAAGGUGCAGGCUCGGGCUGUUUUCUGUCCCCUGGCAGGACGAGGACAGACGGUCAGCAUGUGCUACAGGACGCUCUACAUCGGAUCUGGUGCUGACAUGGACGUGUGCCUUACCAACUACGGUCAUUGCAGCUACAUAUCGGGGAAACACGCCUGCAUCUUCUACGACGAGAACACCAAACACUAUGAGCUCCUGAACUACAGCGAACACGGCACCACAGUGGACAACGUCCUGUACUCCUGUGACUUCUCUGAGAAGGCGUUGCCGGCGGCGCCCAGCAGCCUGGUGGCCCGGGUCCAGGGACUCAUCCGUCGCAGCAAGAAGAGGGAGGAGGACAGGGUCGUGAGUGUGAUGCCGGUGGGCGGCGUGAUGAGCAGCCAGCCGCAGGGUGGCGCGGCGGUGGCGGCGGCGUGCAGCUGCAAGGUGAGCGGCUCCAGCCUGAUCGGCGGCAGCGGCGCCGGCUGGGAGGGCACCGCCCUGCUCCACCACGGCAGCUACAUCAAGCUGGGCUGCCUGCAGUUCGUCUUCAGCAUCACUGAGUUUGCUGACGAGGAGCCGCCCGCGGCGCCCCCUGCUGGCUGCACCACCACCAGCAGCAGCAGCCAGAGCUCUGCUCCUGCCUCCACCUCCACACCCCCACGCCCCCCACCCAGCACCGCUAUGGCGAGCAGCCCCUCCAGCCAGGACGAGGCGGACACAGAGCUGGCCCCCCCACACCAAGUGCCCGUGCUGCGCUACAACAAUGUCCCAUAGCCCCCCCACAGCCCCGCCCCCCGCCUGCUUUUAUUUGCACCUUCUGUGUCACUAUAAGGAGAAAGCUACCCAGCAGGAUGGUCAACAGGGAAUACUUUAUUUUUUUCCAUUUCAAAUUGUUUAUAUUUGCAUGAACUUGAAGUAUUAAUGACAAUCUCUUCUGUUUGAGAAUGACUGACAGUAACCUUGUUUUCACUUCAGACCGUUAGGACUUUGAGCAAAGAUUAUUUACUUGAGCUCAUUUCUUUCCCACAGUAUAAAUUAGUUAUGUAUGAUGUAACCUUACUGUGUCGGUCAGAACCAUUUAGCAGUGACCUUUUUUUUUCUUCUUUUUUUUUCUCCUAGUAUUGAAUUCCAUGCAUUGUAAUUUCUUUUGCUGCUUUUGCACCACAGGUAGCUAUAAAUGUAUGUAAUCAUACAGGCUUACACACUAUAUGUAAACAUACUGUAAAUGUAAAUAAUUCAGUGUUUCUCAGCUGGAGGAACUUUGGAUUUCAUGUAGAUUUACCAUUUUUUGGUUUUUAACUGUACAGUUCAUGCAAUUUGUGAUACUGUGUAGAGUACCUGCAGUUUGUGAUAAAACUUGUUCUAAUCGUGUACCUCUGCUGUAGUCCAUCUGUUUAUACCAUAAUGUUUUAGUGCUCAUUUUAACAUCAUGUGUUGCUCUGUAUAUAGGCACUCUUUGUCUGUACCUGCUUGUCUGUUAAAACCUGUAAAUACAGAAAGAUUUUUUAAUAACAAA